Messenger RNA from Aplosporella prunicola CBS 121167, 714 nucleotides. RefSeq lists its product as uncharacterized. The transcript has a single exon. NCBI's taxonomy places the organism in Eukaryota, Fungi, Ascomycota, Dothideomycetes, Botryosphaeriales, Aplosporellaceae. The coding region runs from base 165 to 680 and encodes 171 amino acids. The record is from RefSeq and is a predicted model, not a curated record.
UAGGUAGGUUUGAGUGGGCCUGUUGUUGGUCGUUGGUCGUUGGACGGUACCUAGGGGCCUAUGGAGACGUUGUUGACGUCGCGCGUCGCGUCGCAUCUCCCGCGAGCGUCCCGCAAUCUGGGAGAGGAAGGGAAGGGCCGAGGAGGGCCGUCCGUGCGUGUCGGAUGAGCGACGUUGACGUGACGCCGACGGGUGCGCGUGGGGAGCACCAUGGGUGGGGGCGGGCGGCUGCGAUUUGCGAGAUCGAGGAUACGCGCGCGCUGCUAUUGUUGCGGUCGCUGUUGCGCUGCACCGCCCACGCCUUGCUGUGCUGGUCGAACGAGCGCGGGCCCUGGCUCGGGCGUUGGCGUCGUUCCUGGAGGAGGAGGCGGCGCGGUCGAGACCACCUGCCUACGAGUAGUACUCGUGCCGAUGACGAGCGGCUCUGCUUGCUUGUUUGCGUGGCUGGCGCGGCCGUGGUUUUCUUCACGCUGCUGAGUUGGGGUUGGGUGGGAGUGUUUCAAGAGAGCUACGAAGGAGCGCAGGAAUCUGUCUACUGUAUCAGAAACACGGAGACUGUGGCCGCAUCCCUCACUUCCUUCCUCCACGGCCUGCCUAGGUUUGAGCAUCUGUUUGCCGAUUGCCACCCAACAUCACGUCCAACACAUGCCAGCUCUCGCCUCCACCUUCCUCCUCCUUGACACGACAUGCCGCUGCUAUUACUGCCCUCUGCCA